Molecule: messenger RNA, 1224 nt
Organism: Colletotrichum gloeosporioides
Lineage: Eukaryota; Fungi; Ascomycota; Sordariomycetes; Glomerellales; Glomerellaceae
Exons: 3
Coding region: 1-1224 (407 amino acids)
Cellular component (GO): plasma membrane
Source: RefSeq, a predicted model, not a curated record
AUGUUCAGCGCAUUCAGCCAGUCGACUGCGAGUCUAGAGAGCAGAGUCGCAAGUCGACGGCAAUAUCGUCGGUCAGCCUUGUUACCGGCUGCUCUUAGUAUCGUUUCUUUCUCUUUGACAUUGGUUCUCGUCCUCUCUGGUAGGCAGGCCGAUCAGGCGAGCGACGUCUACUUCCUCUCGAUAAGUCUGACAUCGUUGAAUCAAUCCGGCACAACCUCUCGUGCCAUUCAGGCCCCCGUCCAACACCAUGGACUUGCCGGCCGCUCACCAAAUCCUGAUCCCUCACAAACAAUACCAAAUCCCUUGGAGAUUUUAGAGAACCCAAUAGGCGCUCUUCAAGGUGUUGCAUCUUCUAUACCAAAUCCGUUGGUUGUUCUCGAGAAUCCGGCAGCCCUGGCAAGCCUGAUUCCGAAUCCAGCCCAGAUUGUUGGGAGCCUUGAGUCUGCGGUUCCAGCCGCUGCGGGUGCCAUUGGUAGUCUGCUGGGAAACAUCACGCACGGGAUUGAAGGCGAAAUUCAAGUCAUCGAGAAAGCCUUCAUAGAUGAGAUCAGCUCCAUCAUUGGCAUCAAGAAUCAGUACACCUUCUAUGUCGCAAAUGUCUGCAUGGGGAUGCCCCUGAACGAGUCGUCGAAAGGAGCAUCCGGGCCCAUGUCGGCAUGUCCUCGAUACAGCGAACAAGGAGUUGGAGUUGAGGAUCUCGUCUCCAAGAUACCUACGAAAAUUCCCUUAGGGGUGGCGAACAUCACCAUACCCUUCUCGGGCCAGAUUGCCGACAUCUUCGACUCGUUCGACGACAUUCUCUCGGCACUGGGAAACAUUCUUUUUGCAUUCUACAUAAUAGCCCUCGUCGGAAACGCAUUACUUAUCAUCAGCUCAAUUUCGGGCGUGAUUUUCAGAUCCAGUAAGCUGAACAUGCUGGCGAACAUUCUGGUCUCACUUUUUGCGACUGGAUCCCAGAUAAGCAUAGGCGUAAUCACCGUCACCUUGGUUCUCGCUGUUGGUGGUACGAUUGGAAUGUUAGGGAGAAACUUGGGCAUUCAUGUUCAAUAUGGCGCAAAGGCUUUGGCGUUCAUCAUUCUCAGUACCUUGUUUACUGGUGCCGCGGGGAUUUACUGGUUUGCCAUUGCGUUCAAGAUUCUCUUCGCGAUACUCAACCAUCAACGUCAAGAAUUGAUGGAAAGAGCCGCAAAGACUGAGAAGAUACGGGUGGGAAUGGUAGUCUAG